Meloidogyne enterolobii is the source of this 457-nucleotide messenger RNA. The record is from the annotation of a GenBank genome assembly. Lineage: Eukaryota; Metazoa; Nematoda; Chromadorea; Rhabditida; Meloidogynidae.
UUUAAAAUACUAUAAAAGCCUUUUACUUUCGUCAUUCUAUACCACUCAACAUAAUUUCUUUCUCGCAGCAAGUAUUCAAGCAUCUCUACGAACAACAACAAAACAUCAAGGCGCCAUGCUUUUCUGUUUCGACGACGGAUCUGGAGCGAAAAAGGCUUCGACAAAUCCACGUUCGGCUACCACCAUCUUGCCAAUGUUCUUUGCUUCGACUCUCUUUGUUUUUGUGCUGGUUGGACAGGUCAACAGUGAGGAUGUUGGAUUCUUCAAGCACACUCUGAAGGAUGGUCAAGUCACACUCGCUAAUGAUUCCAAGGCUGUCGAAGCAGGAGACGACUACAAUCUUAAAAAUUACACAAGGCUUAAUGGGUCCUGUGAUGUUGAAAUCAAGAACGGAAGCAUUGUGCUCUACUACAAGAGGGAAAACGGAAAGAACAUAAAGGACGAGGGCUGCACUGUG